This is a messenger RNA of Ipomoea nil (Japanese morning glory), 1668 nucleotides long. Its product is annotated as cytochrome P450 CYP736A12-like. The coding region runs from base 57 to 1559 and encodes 500 amino acids. The transcript has 2 exons. The record is from RefSeq and is a predicted model, not a curated record. Gene Ontology annotation, molecular function: heme binding; oxidoreductase activity, acting on paired donors, with incorporation or reduction of molecular oxygen; monooxygenase activity. Lineage: Eukaryota; Viridiplantae; Streptophyta; Magnoliopsida; Solanales; Convolvulaceae.
UACCAAUAUCCAUAACAAAAUUAUCAAGCAUUAUUAUAUUCAUCUCCUUCAUUUCCAUGGCGUGGGUUUGGACAGCCUUUGCAGUGCUUGCCGCCAUUUCUGUCCUCAAGGUGUUGUUUAUGAAGAACAAAGGCGGCAAGAAGCUGCCGCCAGGUCCCAGAGCGCUGCCAAUUCUGGGACACUUUCAUUUGAUAGGGAAACAUCCCCAUAAAGAUCUGCAGAAACUGUCCAAAACCUACGGCCCAAUCAUGCACUUGCGGUUUGGGUUUGUCGACAACAUCGUCGCAUCAACGCCGGCCGCCGCCAAGCAGUUUCUCAAGACCCACGAUCUCAACUUCGCCACCAGACCACUCAGCGAGGCUGCUAAGCAUAUCUCAAAUGGCCAAAAAGGUUUGUCGUUUGGGCAAUAUGGUCCGUUUUGGCGCAACGUUCGGAAACUAUGCACCUUGGAGUUCCUAAGCAAUCUCAAGAUCAAUUCAUUCCAACCCAUGAGAAGAGAAGAGCUGUGUCUUCUCGUAGAAUCAUUCAAGCAAGCAGCCCAGAACGGCGAGGCCGUUAAUUUGAGCGUCAAAGUUUCUUCCCUGAGUGUAAACAUGAGCUGUCGGAUGGUGUUUGGGAAGAAGUACGAGGAUAAAGACAUUGGUGAGAAGGGAUUCAAGGCCGUGAUUCAAGAGGCAGUUCAUCUCACAGCUCUCCCUAAUCUUGGAGAUUAUUUUCCUUUCAUUGGUAAGCUUGAUGUUCAAGGGUUAACUAAACGGAUGAAGGCCGUAGGCAAACUCUUUGAUGAAUUCUUGGAGAAGAUCAUUGAUGAGCAUGAACAGGGAAAAAUCAAAGGUAACACCCAAACAACAACUAAGGAUUUCGUGGAUACCAUGUUGGAGAUUAUGAAGUCAGGAGAAACUUCAUUUCAGUUCACUCGUGAACAUGUCAAGUCUGUUAUGCUGGAUAUGCUUAUAGCUUCAUUGGACACAUCGUCGUCUGUAAUAGAAUGGACCAUGUCUGAACUCCUUCGACAUCCAGAAAUAAUGAAGAAAGUAAGGGAAGAAUUAGAGACUCAAGUGGGGCUUGAUAGGAUGGUGGAGGAGAAAGAUUUGGAGCAAUUGGAAUACUUAGAAAUAGUCAUUAAGGAAUCAUUAAGGAUGCAUCCGGUUGUGCCGUUACUUCUCCCUCACGCAUCUAUAGAAGAUUGUGAUGUUGAUGGCUUUCAUGUGCCUAAAAAUUCUAGAGUUACAGUGAAUGUUUGGGCAAUUGGUCGUGAUCCAAGUGUGUGGAGUGAUCCAGAAAAAUUCAUUCCGAAAAGGUUUAAUAAAGGUAAUAUUGGAUAUAGAGGUCAAGAUUUUGAACUUCUUCCAUUUGGGUCGGGGAGGAGAAGCUGCCCUGGAAUGCAACUUGGAAUAACCGUGGUUCGACUUGUGGUAGCACAACUGGUCCAUUGCUUUGAUUGGAAUCUUCCAAAUGGAUUAUUACCCAAAGAUUUAGACAUGACAGAAGAAUUUGGAUUAGUGCUAAGCCGAGCAAAUCAUUUGAUGGCUAUUCCUACUUAUCGAUUACACAUUUAAUUUGUUGUGUGUCUAUUACCUUGAAAUUGUCUCGUUUUCAAUAAACAUGUAUUCGUAGAUUGCAAUUUUGUAUUCUAAAAUCCACUCAACUCUCGUGGAUUUUAAUUUU